AAAGCGCAUGCGCAAGCUAGAUGGGCAGCGAGGAGAGCCGCGACUGCCAGUCCCUCGAAGGGGCGCGAGCUGUCGUUGAACGUCAGCACGCAGAUGCAACUGGUUCUCGGCAGGGGGGCGCGCGCACCGCUGCCGAGCGCCAGCCCACAGGCGCGGGAGCCUCCCUAUUAAGGGCACGCGACGUCGAGGCAAUAGUGCGCAGGUGCUUAGCCAGAGGCGGAGCCCGAGAGGCAGGCAGCGGACAUCCGGUUCCGGGAGCAACGAACAGCCGCGGAGGCGACAGCUACCGCUUCAGAGGAGGCGGCCGCGGAGGAGAAGGAAGGGGAGGAGGGCGAGGCGGGAGGCGCAGGAGGGACCCUCGCCAUGGGUCCACGGGCCUAGAGUGGCGGAAGAUACCGGCCUGGUGCCAAACUGGCUACUGCUGCUUCCUGUGGCCUCCAUGGCUGAGGACUGGCUGGACUGCCCAGCCCUGGGCCCUGGCUGGAAGCGCCGUGAAGUCUUUCGCAAGUCAGGGGCCACCUGUGGACGCUCAGACACCUAUUACCAGAGCCCCACAGGAGACAGGAUCCGAAGCAAAGUUGAGCUGACUCGAUACCUGGGCCCUGCGUGUGAUCUCACUCUCUUCGACUUCAAACAAGGCAUCUUGUGCUAUCCAGCCCCCAAGGCCCAUCCCGUGGCGGUUGCCAGCAAGAAGCGAAAGAAGCCUUCAAGGCCAGCCAAGACUCGGAAACGUCAGGUUGGACCCCAGAGUGGUGAGGUCAGGAAGGAGGCCCCGAGGGAUGAGACCAAGGCUGACACUGACACAGCCCCAGCUUCAUUCCCUGCUCCUGGAUGCUGUGAGAACUGUGGAAUCAGCUUCUCAGGGGAUGGCACCCAAAGGCAGCGGCUCAAAACGUUGUGCAAAGACUGUCGAGCACAGAGAAUUGCCUUCAACCGGGAACAGAGAAUGUUUAAGCGUGUGGGCUGUGGGGAGUGUGCAGCCUGCCAGGUAACAGAAGACUGUGGGGCCUGCUCCACCUGCCUCCUGCAGCUGCCCCAUGAUGUGGCAUCGGGGCUGUUCUGCAAGUGUGAACGGAGACGCUGCCUCCGGAUUGUGGAAAGGAGUCGAGGGUGUGGAGUAUGCCGGGGCUGUCAGACCCAAGAGGAUUGUGGCCGUUGCCCCAUCUGCCUUCGCCCUCCCCGCCCUGGUCUCAGGCGCCAGUGGAAAUGUGUCCAGCGACGUUGCCUACGGGGUAAACAUGCCCGCCGCAAGGGAGGCUGUGACUCCAAGAUGGCUGCCAGGCGGCGCCCCGGAUCCCAGGCACUGCCUCCACCACCCCCAUCACAGUCCCCAGAGCCCACAGAGCCGCACCCCAGAGCCCUGGCCCCCUCGCCACCUGCCGAGUUCAUCUAUUACUGUGUAGACGAGGACGAGCUACAGCCCUACACGAACCGCCGGCAGAACCGCAAGUGCGGGGCCUGUGCAGCCUGCCUACGGCGGAUGGACUGUGGCCGCUGCGACUUCUGCUGCGACAAGCCCAAAUUCGGGGGCAGCAACCAGAAGCGCCAGAAGUGUCGUUGGCGCCAAUGCCUGCAGUUUGCCAUGAAGCGGCUGCUGCCCAGUGUCUGGUCAGAGUCUGAUGAUGGGGCAGGAUCGCCCCCACCUUACCGUCGUCGAAAGAGGCCCAGCUCUGCCCGACGGCACCAUCUUGGCCCUACCUUGAAGCCCACCUUGGCUACACGCACAGCCCAACCAGACCAUACCCAGGCUCCAACGAAGCAGGAAGCAGGUGGUGGCUUUGUGCUGCCCCCGCCUGGCACUGACCUUGUGUUUUUACGGGAGGGCGCAAGCAGUCCUGUGCAGGUGCCGGGCCCUGUUGCAGCUUCCACAGAAGCCCUGUUGCAGGUGAAGCAAGAGAAGGCGGAUACCCAGGACGAGUGGACACCAGGCACAGCUGUCCUGACUUCUCCCGUAUUGGUGCCUGGCUGCCCUAGCAAGGCAGUAGACCCAGGCCUGCCAUCUGUGAAGCAAGAGCCACCUGACCCUGAGGAGGACAAGGAGGAGAACAAGGAUGACUCUGCCUCCAAAUUGGCCCCAGAGGAAGAGGCAGGAGGGGCUGGCACACCCGUGAUCACGGAGAUUUUCAGCCUGGGUGGAACCCGCUUCCGAGAUACAACAGUCUGGUUGCCAAGGUAUUACCACCUUGCUCUUGACUGGAAAUGCAACUGUGGUUACCACCCGUGCUGCAGGUCCGUCCUGGUUCCCUGAUUUGUGUUUCCUGUUCUGCCUGGAUCCUGAUUCUCAGAAACCAGUUACUGGACUUCUGAUCCACAUCCUGACCCUGGUCCACUGUGACCCUCACACUCUUAAUUAUGCUCCACCAGGUCGUGCCACUGCCCCACUAGUCCAUUUGAUCUGCCCCCCUCCUAGGAUAUCCUGAGUCUAAGCCCUGGUUUCUGCCAAUGGCAAAUAGGAAGAUUUUAUUAACAGGUUUUUAAAAAUUAUUAUUAUUACUGGUUAUUUGGUUUGACAAGGCACUUAGGCUCCCUGAGCUUUGCCUUAGCUGAAAAAUAAGGAUAGUAAUACUUGCUGUUCUAUCAACCACGUAAGAUACUUGCGGCCGUGCGCGGUAGCGCACCCUGUAAUUCCAACACUUUGGGAGGCCGGCGGGAGGGGCAGGGGAGAGGAUCGCUUGAACACAGGAGCAGGAGUUCCAGCCUGAGCAACAUAGCGGGACCCCCUUCUCUUCAAAAUUUGUUUUUAAAUCAGCAGGGCGUGGUGGCGCAGGCUUUGUAGUCCCAGAUACUCUGGAGGCUGAGGCCCAGGAGGACGAGGCUGCAGGGAGCCAUGAUCACGCCACUGUACUCCAGCCUGGGCGACAGCGAGACCUUGUCUCAAAAAAAAUCUGUGAGGUUCAAAGGUUGUGUGUGUGAAAAUAUCUUGGAAAUUGUAAAGAACUACACAAAUACAAGGUUUUCCUGUGAUUAUUACCGUCAUCAAGAUUAACCUAGAGAUAGUGCAAAAUUUAAGCUUCCCAAAAAAUGUUCGCUAACCUUUCUCAUACUUUUAGACCAUUACAGGAUAUAAAUAGCAAAGUCAACUGGAAUUGUAAUUAGAGCUUUGAUUUUCCUUGAGCUAGAGGUUUUUUGUGCCAUUCUGAUGAACCCUAGAGGAAGGGAGCAAGGUCGGCGGGGUUUGGCCGAGGGGCGGGGUGAGGACCGCGCAGGCUCAGCUUCUCGGCUGGAAGAGGAAGUCGCGAGUGCAGGCGUCUGCGGCCCCCAUGGUGACCAGACCGACUUCCGCCCGACCCGCCCACCUCUACAGGCCCCUAAUCCCGCGAGGCGCACCGUAGCAACCAGACUUCUGCGUCGCGUAAGCGGGUCCUGCAGGUCGCCACAGUUGGGGGAAACGCGGCGGACGCCGCCCCCAACCCGAAGGGGACUCGAAAAUGUACAGCCAGCGGUUUGGCACCAUACAGCGGGAGGUUAAGGGCCCCACUCCCAAAGUGGUGAUCGUGGUAAGCACAGGAUGUGUCUGCCAGACCCUACAGCUUUCUCUGCGCACUCCAGGCCUGGCCUAUCCCACUUCGGCCCCCACCCAGGGCCUUCUCGAGGGGAACGGGUGUCGCCUGAUGCAGUGGGUUGAAUUUUGAAAGAAGGAAGAUAAGGUCGCUCACCUAUCUACCCCACCUCUCACCCACUCAUCUCCCUCUAUUUUCAUCCUUACAGCCUUUCAUCUGCCCCCAAAGUUAUAAUAUUUAGGUUCUGUUUUUGGAGAAUCACCACUAGGGAUCAUAGGGUUUUUCAGUCUUCAAGACACCGGAAGGAUGUCUGUCCCCCAUGCAGUGGCGAGUGUGUGUUAUGGAAAGGGCACCCGGCCCAGAGACAGAUCUGGGGGCAGGGCAGGCCUAUGAAUUAGAGCUGGUCUUUCACUCCUAGGAAAAUCGUCUGAGGAAGGGGAAUUAGAUUGUGAGUGGUUAUAGCACCCAACGCCUUUCCUGUGCCAACUCAACCAGUAACCAUUGCUGGACAGAAGUGUCCCUUCAGACCUGGGAAAAACUCAGGUGCCUGCCUCUAAGGCUGGAGUGGUAGUAGGCCAGGAAAAUGUGCUUGCUGCAGAAUUUGAUGGUUCCUGCUGAGAACCUCAGACACUAUUGGUCCAUACGUGUAGAUUCUUUUGUUUCUACAAACUAGUUUCUACCCGCCAGAAAACUGCCAUGUAGGCAGAGUUAUUGCUUGAGCCCCUGCUGUGUGCGCAGUAUUGUGGGAGAUACAGGGGUGGAUACAAUGAUCCUGGAAGGUUAACUCUUUAUUGAAGCCUGAGCCCUCCCUUCAAGGAGCUUAUACAGGUCAAGUAUCCCUUAUCUGAAAUGCUUGGGACCAGAGAUGUCUAGGAUUUCAGAUUUUUUUGGAUUUUGGAAUACUUGCAUAUGCAUAAUGCAAUAUCUUGGGGAGGGGACCCAAGUCUAAACACAGAAUUUAUUUAUAUUUCAUUACCUCGAAGGUAAUUUUAUUUUCCCCUUGGGGAUGCUGAAUAAAUAUGUGUUGUUUGCUUGUGUUUUGACUGUGACCCCUUACAUGAGGUCAGGUGUGAAAUUUUCCACUUAUGUCAUCAUGUGGGUGCUCAAAAAGCUUCAGAUUUUGUAGCAUUUCAGAUUUCAGAUUUUCAAAUUAGGGGUGCUCAACUUGUAAUCCAAUUGCAAAAAAAACUUAUGUAUAAUGAAACCACUAAAGGUUAACACGGUAAAUAAUGAUGUGCUAUAUUGUCUGUGAUGUCAGUUUAUGGAUGAAAGAUCAGUGAUACAGUUUUAUUAUGCUCCACAAUGCACAUAGCAAACUUCAGUCAACCUAUAGACCUGCUCCUUCUUUAGGUCCAAGUACUGUAAGAUCUGGAGCUGGAAAGCAGUAGAUGGGACAUAUUAGUAGGCUGUAGGGUUCAAGGUGAUAAUUAUAAACACACUUCAUGAAGGACAGAAGAUCUACUUUGGGUUCUGUAUCCAAACACAGGGCUCAGAGGCUGAGCCAUUGUUGGGUGCUAUUACUUGUGUUGGGAACCAAUAAGGAACAGAAAACAAAAACACUAAACCAGAGAAGUGGGCCUAUUGAAUACUUUGCACCUAAGAAGAAUUAAGAGGAAAAGGAAGAGGUUAGAGUUGGUGCAUCUGCUCCUCCAGUGUUUGAGUGUGAUAAGAAAGAUAGAUGUUAGAGGUAGCAGAAUUGCGUUGCAAGAAUUAAAGCCACCAACAGAUGAGACUUGGACCCUAAACAAUUCCCCAGGAGAAACCUAUGAAAAAUUUAAUGUCUGAAGUAAUGGGACAUCAAAAGGAGCAGCUAUUUGAUGAGUGUCUCCUAGGAGUCCAUUAGGAGGAUACUUAUUUUGCUCAUUUGACAGGUGAGAAAACUAAGAGUCAAAGAGAUUAAGUAACUUGCUCAAUUCAGUUAGUAAUGGACAGAGGCCAGAAUCAAACCUAGGAUGUAAAGCAUUGUUCUUUAAGACAACCGAACUGUAAAUUGUAAUCCUAAUAACUAUCAUUGGAGAUGCUACAGUAACAAAAAGCCUUCAGUGACCUUGAAAACCCACAGUAGUUAGUAAAAUAUCCUGUGUUUUCCUGACUUUAGCAUGGUUUAGAGCUGUGAUGUCCAAUAGGUAGCCACUAGUCACACAUAGCAUUUGAGCACUUGAAAUGUGCCUAGAGUCACAUAUUGACAAGAUAAUAUUUUGGAUAUAUUGGUUAAAUAAAAUAUACUAUCAAAAUUAA
Messenger RNA from Nomascus leucogenys (northern white-cheeked gibbon), 5738 nucleotides. It is a transcript of the gene MBD1, whose product is annotated as methyl-CpG binding domain protein 1. The coding region runs from base 440 to 2248 and encodes 602 amino acids. NCBI's taxonomy places the organism in Eukaryota, Metazoa, Chordata, Mammalia, Primates, Hylobatidae. The transcript has 16 exons. Gene Ontology annotation, molecular function: DNA binding; zinc ion binding. The record is from RefSeq and is a predicted model, not a curated record.